AGGUGGCUACGGUUAGGCUAGUUUGCUUGUGCAAAUACCAAUUUUAUGUUACAAUUUAACUCCUAAAGUUUGUCACCAAGUUAUCGUCGGCACCCUCAAGAGAAAGAUCAGAGUUGGGAGCUUUGCAGGCUAAACAGCAUUUCACUGAUGUCAAUGACCCCAUUAUUGAUCUGCGUGAGGCUUGGAUAAAUCGUAGCAGGCAUAAACAAGUGUCUACAUUUCUGAUUGAUUGUUACCUGUCAGUUUCCACAGAAACCCUGUCGAUCACAGCACGCGCCUCCCAGCCAAGAAAGUAUCUUAUUGCACACAUUGCUUUCAAUCCGGCCACAUUCCGGAUGUCCUGACCGAACAGGCUAGAAAGCAAAGAGACAACGACGAAAGACAUAAGGCGCGCUAUCGGAAGAACACAAAAAUGGCGUUUCUAAUCAAUCGUGUUACCCCUGAGCCAGUGCCACCCUCAGCAGACGAAGAGGGAACCGAGUUAUCAGACUCGCUUGGCUCCAUGAAAGAAAAGGGUUGUCUAAUCAAUAACAAUGAGAAGGAUUCUUCUGAGACAACUGAUCAUGGUGGUGCUAAUGAAUGUCAAGAGGGCCUUGACGGCCUUCCCGAAACCGAUGUAAUAAAAAAUGGUACGAAUAGGUUACAAAAUGAAAGGAGAAGCUGUUCACCUCAUUCUAAAAGACUUGACUUAUGGAAUCUGGAGGAAAAUUUGUCGUCACGGCGAUCUUCCGCCUGCGAUCGCGUUCUUUUGUUGACUAUGUGUCUCAUGUCGGCAGCCGCACUGAUGCUCACCCUGUUGAUGAUGUUUGGAGUGGUUGGACCAAUGCAAUGUUCCUGCUCUGGGAAAACAGAAACGUCAGAACUUCAAAAGAAUAUGCAAGAGUUGGAGAGGAACCUCUCUGCAUUAAGAGAUUACUCGGUUUCAGGGGAUGUAAAAGAACUGAAGAAAAACGUCUCAGCAGAGUUGAAGGAGCUAGCGAUAGAGAUGGAAAAAAAAAUGGAAAACAUGAAAAACGAGGGCAAAAAUACAGAGCUAGAGGAUAUCCGUCUCGUAGUACAGGAUGCUGCCCAAACUUUGACUGGUCUGAAUACAAGCGUAAAUGAGAGGUUUCUGCAUUUUCAACAAAGAAUCAUGCAACUGGAUCAAAAGGUGAAAAAUACUACUGGCAGCACGAGCGUCAGAGGACCACCUGGAGUCAACGGUUCUAAUGGAGACGUUGGACCUGCCGGACCUGCCGGACCUCCCGGACCUCCGGGAUAUAAUGGUACUCAGGGCCCUGCAGGACCGUCUGGACUACCUGGUUUUCAGGGUCUUCGUGGGCCAUCUGGGUUCAAUGGUACCCAGGGUCCACCUGGACCCGGGGCCAUUUCCUGUGUUUUUAAGACUUUAUCUAGCCUUGGCAUGUCAGCAGCCUCGAUCGCCCAACAAGAAAUUACAGCGACGGAACAAAACGGUAAAAUCUUUAUUGGCGUCAACUGUGAUACAAACGACGCGAAAGUUGAUAAAUUAUCAAGCGUCAACUCAGGUGGAAAGACAACCUACAAGUGCACUUGCGAAGGUACCCUUACAACUGGAGAACCAACGAUGUAUUGCUACAUUCACUACUGGGAGUGUCAGUCAUAAAAGGGAAAAACGGAAAGCCAUGUAAUGAACAGGAGAAAUGUAAAGAAGAUAAUACAGUGUUGAUUCAGAAACGAGACGAAGAACAAUUUAGUGGUUUAAUGUUAAUUCUAUUUUUCAAAUAUGCCCAGUGAACUAAGUUUCUUUUAGAGGGCAUUUCAGUUGAGUGUUGUAAAACCAAAAUCAAAGGAAAGUCAAAGGCAAUAAACCAAGAUCGCGAUUGGA
This is a messenger RNA of Pocillopora verrucosa, 1846 nucleotides long. The record is from RefSeq and is a predicted model, not a curated record. NCBI's taxonomy places the organism in Eukaryota, Metazoa, Cnidaria, Anthozoa, Scleractinia, Pocilloporidae.